Plasmodium gallinaceum is the source of this 351-nucleotide messenger RNA. NCBI's taxonomy places the organism in Eukaryota, Apicomplexa, Aconoidasida, Haemosporida, Plasmodiidae. The record is from the annotation of a RefSeq genome assembly.
AUGAUUAAUAAUAUUUUUCUAUAUUCAAAAUCAAAUAAAACAAAAUAUAAAACAUAUAAAAUUAUAUUAAUAGAAAAUUAUAAAAUUAUUAAAUUAGGUAUUUAUAAUCCUAAAUUAAAUAUUAUUUCUUGUAUGUAUUAUAAAUUAUUAAAAUAUUUAAAAUAUAAUUAUAUUUUAAAUAAAAAUUUAUUAAAAAUUUUAUUAUAUAAAAUAAAAAAUAAUAUAAGAGAAAUGACAGAGUGGUUUAUUGUAUUUGAUUUGAGAUCAAAAAAAUAUUUAAAUAUUUCAUGGGUUCAAAUCCCAUUUUCUCUUUUUAAUAUAAAAUAUUAUUUAAUAAAAAAUGAUAUUUAA